Messenger RNA from Diaporthe citri, 993 nucleotides. RefSeq lists its product as uncharacterized. The transcript has 5 exons. NCBI's taxonomy places the organism in Eukaryota, Fungi, Ascomycota, Sordariomycetes, Diaporthales, Diaporthaceae. Gene Ontology annotation, molecular function: oxidoreductase activity, acting on the CH-OH group of donors, NAD or NADP as acceptor. The coding region runs from base 1 to 993 and encodes 330 amino acids. The record is from RefSeq and is a predicted model, not a curated record.
AUGGCCGGCACGCCCAAGGAAAGGGUCCUCCUGACGGGAGGCAGUGGCUUCAUCGCCUCUCACGUCCUCGAUACACUGCUUGCCCAUGGCUUCUCGGUGGUUGUAACAGCAAGGUCGCCCGAAAAAGGCCAAGCUAUCGUCGGCUCCAUCGACGAGUCUCUGCGGCCUGAUGUCUCUUACGCUGUCUUCCAAUCCGGGACGAAAUUCGACCAUGUCGUCCACACCGCUUCUCCCUACAGCUUCAAGGUUGACGACCCGGUCAAUGACUUUCUCAAUCCCGCCAUCAAAGGCACCACCGGCAUCCUCAAGUCGAUCAGGGCACACGGCCCGUCUGUGAAGCGGGUCGUCAUCACAUCAUCUUCAGCAGCCAUCAUCAACCCGCUAAAGCACGAGAAGGUCUAUGACGAGACCAAAUGGGCCCCGUUCACUUGGGACGACGCCAUCUCCAACCCCCAAUUCGGCUACCCAGGGAGCAAGAAACUGGCCGAGCAGGCCGCCUGGGCCUUCGUCACAGACGAGAACCCCAACUUCGACCUCGCCACCAUCUGCAACACAUACACCUUUGGCCCCGUCCAGCGGCAGCUGCCAGCCCUGGGCGCCAUCAACACCUCCAACCAGCGCAUCCGCGACCUCGUCCUCGGCGGGAUGCGCGGCGGGCUCGAGCCCACCGCGCCCGUGUUCACGUGGGCCGACGUCCGCGACGUGGCGCUGGCGCACGUCAGGGCCGUCACGAGGCCCGAGGCUGGGGGCAAGCGGUUCUAUGUUGUUGCUGGGCACUUCUCCAACAAGAGGCUUGCGGAUCUCAUUCGGGACCGCCAUCCUGAGCUGGUCGAGAAGUUGCCGCCGGAGGGGGCUGGGGAUGAUUUCCCUGCGGAUGUGUAUGGGUUCGAUAAUUCGCGGUCGAGGGAGGUGUUGGGGAUUGAGUACCGGGGGCUGGAGGAGAGCGUGGAGGAUACGGUGAAGUCGAUUCUGGAGUGGCAGUCGAGGCACUGA